AUGAAAGAUAGUGAAAAUAGUCAAAACGGUGUUACUGAGAAUGACGAUGUGGUCAAUCCAUGGGAAGUGAAAGCUGAAUCAAUGACCGGAGUCGAUUACGAUAAAAUAAUUGUUCGAUUUGGUUCAUUACAUUUGACUGACGACUUAGUGCAAAGAAUGCAAACAAUCAUUCAACGUCCUAUACAUCAUUUUAUUCGACGUCGAAUCUUUUUUUCUCAUCGAGAUCUGGAAACUAUAUUAGAUGCCUAUGAACGAAAGAAGCCGUUCUACUUAUAUACUGGUCGUGGUCCAUCAUCAGAAGCUAUGCACUUGGGACAUUUGGUACCAUUUAUUAUGACAAAGUGGUUGCAGGAUGUGUUCAAUGUUCCAUUGGUCAUUCAAAUGACUGAUGACGAAAAGUUUUUAUGGAAAGAUCUCACACCAGAAGAAACCAAUCGAUUGGCACAUGAAAAUGCCAAAGAUAUAAUUGCUUGUGGUCAAUGUCCAAAUUUCUAUAAGAAUAUUUGUCGAAUUCAAAAAUCUGUUACGUACAAUCAAGUCAAAGCCAUUUUCGGUCUCACCAACACGGAUCCCAUUGGAAAAAUAAGCUUUCCUGCUAUUCAAGCGGCUCCAGCUGUAAGCUCUUCGUUUCCGUUUAUAUUUGGUGAGAAUGCUAAAGAAGAACUAUCAUGUCUGAUUCCAUGUGCUAUCGAUCAGGAUCCAUUCUUUCGUAUGACACGCGAUGUUGCAUCUCGUCUCAAUUUUCCAAAAUGUGCUCUACUCCAUUCAGUUUUCUUUCCGGCUCUACAAGGUGCCAAAUCAAAGAUGAGCGCAUCGGACGCGGCAUCGUCAAUUUUUCUCACCGACACACCAACUGAGAUUAAAGAUAAAAUCAAUCGUUAUGCGUAUAGUGGUGGUUGUACAACAGUAGAAGAACAUCGACGAAAUGGUGGCAAUUGUGAUGUCGAUGUUUCUUAUCAAUAUCUCAAGUUUUUCAUGGAGGACGAUGAGAAACUAGAACGAUUAAGGAGCGGUUAUUCAUCGGGUCAACUGUUAACUGGAGAAUUGAAACAAGAAUUGAUUGGUGUUUUACAAAAGUUGAUUGCAGAACAUCAACAACGACGAAAGCAAAUUACUGAUGAACAAGUCAAAGACUUUAUGAGGCCAAGACCAUUGAAGUUCGGAUGA
Molecule: messenger RNA, 1167 nt
Organism: Rotaria sp. Silwood1
Lineage: Eukaryota; Metazoa; Rotifera; Eurotatoria; Philodinida; Philodinidae
Source: the annotation of a GenBank genome assembly